CACUCCGCCGCGGCCCUCGCCUCGCCCUCACCUCUGAGCUGGUCUCGUCGGACCCGAGAUGGACAUUAACGCCGGGGAGCCGGGUGGCCAGACGGGCGAUGCAUGUGGGCCAGACCCAAACACACGCUGGCCCCCUGCACCGGACCCCGCGGAGCCUCAAAAUAUCUCCCAGCUGAAGUCACCGGCCCGACAUAUCGUGCGCUGCGCGGACGCCGGCGCAGCGCCGCGGCACUCGCUGGCCCCGUCGCGGCGGGGCCGGGCAGGGGUAAUCCAACACCGCGCCGCGGCGGCGCAUCCUUCCCCAGCACCGCUCCUUCGUGCUCCCGCCGCGGCCACCGCCGGCCCCGGCCGCGGCGGGCCGCUCGCCGCCGCAGACGGACAGACGCACGGCAGCGGGAAGGCCACCCCCUCUUCGCCCCUCGCCAGCCGCAGGUGCCGCUGGCGCGGCAGCGUGGGUCCCCUGCCAGCACCCGCGCUGCACAGCCCGGCCGCUGCAAAGUCGCUGUUAAACAGUCUCGGCUUUCAGCCCUGCGCCCUGUAUUUAUGACUCACCCAGUUGUCCGGAGGUAUGAGGUCCUCAUGUCGCCGGUGCUAUGAAAUUAACGCGUCGAAGCCCGGGCGGGCGGCUGGGGAGCGCGCAGAGUUUGUGCGGCGGCCAAUAAAGCGCUCCGUCCG
Messenger RNA from Aquila chrysaetos chrysaetos, 675 nucleotides. RefSeq names its product serine/arginine repetitive matrix protein 1-like. Lineage: Eukaryota; Metazoa; Chordata; Aves; Accipitriformes; Accipitridae. The record is from RefSeq and is a predicted model, not a curated record. The coding region runs from base 59 to 547 and encodes 162 amino acids. The transcript has 2 exons.